AUGGCUGCCGCGAACCCAAAGGCUGAUCUCAUUGAUAUCGCCAUACCCCAAGUGCCCGUUACCAAGCAUCGUCAACCUUUUAUUCAAGAGCCAGGAGAUAUAAAGUUAAAACAAGCAGGUACUGCCAGAGCCAAUGAAGCCGCCUCUGUAGAAGCACCCCGUGGAUCCCAAGGUCCAUACUUUGAUUGUCACAGGCAUCAAACUGUUCUACAACAACACGUCGCCUUCUUUGAUACAGACAAUGAUGGUGUCAUUUGGCCCCUUGACACUUUUUACAAUUUUCGUCGCCUGGAUUUCAAUCUGUUCCUAAGCAUUUUUUCCAUGUUUGUGAUCCAUUUUGCCUUUUCUUAUCCGACACUUCCUGGGUACUUUCCCGAUCCUUUUUUUCGCAUUUAUGUAAAACGAAUCCAUAGGGAUAAGCACGGAAGUGACUCAGGUUCAUAUGAUGCAGAGGGCAGAUUUGAGCCUCAAAAGUUUGAAGACAUAUUUGCCAAGUAUGCUACUGGUGAUAAGCAAGGAAUUACUUUUGGCCAAAUUAUACAAUAUAUAAGAGGACAGAGAGUUGUUGCAGAUCCAUUUGGAUGGUUCGCUGCCGUGUUCGAAUGGACGGCAACCUAUAUUUUGCUCUGGCCUGCGGAUGGUAGAAUGAUGAAAGAAGAUAUCAGACGAGUUUACGAUGGAAGUAUCUUUUACGAGAUUGCCUCUCAUAGAUCCAAACCGCAUUGA
Blumeria graminis f. sp. triticale is the source of this 726-nucleotide messenger RNA. The record is from the annotation of a GenBank genome assembly. NCBI's taxonomy places the organism in Eukaryota, Fungi, Ascomycota, Leotiomycetes, Helotiales, Erysiphaceae.